Molecule: messenger RNA, 593 nt
Organism: Homarus americanus (American lobster)
Lineage: Eukaryota; Metazoa; Arthropoda; Malacostraca; Decapoda; Nephropidae
Product: protein male abnormal 3-like
Biological process (GO): sex differentiation; regulation of transcription by RNA polymerase II
Cellular component (GO): nucleus
Molecular function (GO): RNA polymerase II cis-regulatory region sequence-specific DNA binding; DNA-binding transcription factor activity, RNA polymerase II-specific
Source: RefSeq, a predicted model, not a curated record
AACCCAAUAUACAUUCCAGAGGCUAAAACUUGUCCCCCUCUCUCUUCUCUUCCCUCUCCGUGGACAGAAUAUGGCGUGGGUUUGGACGGGGAGAAGAACAAGCGUCGUCAACACUGUACGUACUGCACUAACCAUGGCCGUCACUCCCGCAAGACCAACCACAAAUGCCAGUUUGAGAAUUGUGACUGUUUAUUGUGUAAGCUCACAAGACUCAGCCGACUCAUCAUGCGGCACCAGCAGCGUCUGUGGCGACACCUGAAGGAUGCCAGACGAAGGGAGGACGCUGCUGAAGGAGGAGGAGGAGGAGGAGGCGGAGGAGGAAUGGUAGGAGGUGCAGUUGAAGGUGUAGGAGGAGGUAUGAACGCCGAAGUUAUGGUUACUGGAGCUGCUAAUGCUACUGGCGAUGCUUCUAGUGGGGCAAACAUGGCUGCUUCCAGUAAACAACAGAAGUGCGACAUGUGCAGGAACCACGGCGUGAUGAAGGAGAAGAGAGCGCACAAGAACGCCUGUCCUUACACUAAUUGCAACUGUGACCUGUGCGGCCUAACCAAGAAGCGCAGAGACAUCAUGAGACUCCAGCAGCGAGUUCGGAG